GCGCGCGAGGGAGAGAGAGAGAGCGAAAGAGAGCGAGCAAGGGAGAGAGAGAGAGAGCGAGAAGUACUUGAGUUACAUUGUUGGGUGAAUUUUGAUACAACACAACACGGCGAUUUAAGACAUUCUGGUUACCCCGUUGGAUCCUUGUGUAUUGCACCGCCUGGCUUCGUCCAUUAUUUUUCCUGCCAGUGGUUUAACAACAUUAAAAACAAGGGACAGAAGAAAACACACAAAAAGCAAAGACACACGUCCGGAUCAGCUGGCAUGAGCUAAGCCAGCAGGCAUGGAAACCAAGCCGUUCUUGCCACUGGGUUUCCUGAAACCCCAGUGCUCACUAGCACCACCGAUUGAGAGGGGGCGGCCUAGCGACAUAGGGAACUUGCCCACCACCUGUACCUGUUACAGCGGGUCCUGUCUCUUGCACCAGCGGCAGAUCAAUCAAGACCAUUCAUUGCCAGGGAAUUCGCCCAUCUCUCAGAGGGGCAUGAACUCGGGGGCCCUCCAUCCGGCUCUGCUCGGCCCCGGGAUCAGUCCGACCUCCUUGAGCUCCUCGGGGGGCCAGCUGCACUCUCCCAUCAGCACUUUGAACUCGCCCUUCUCCGUCAUCAGCUCUCCCAUGGGUCACUCCAUGUCCGUCCCACCCACACCUGGCAUGGGCUUUGGGGCCAGCCUCAGUCCUCAGCUCAACUCCCCCAUGAAUUCGGUGAGCAGCUCAGAAGACAUCAAACCGCCCGUGGGGAUCAAUGGGGUGAUGAAGGGGCAGGUCCACCAGUCACUAACGCCGCUGUCUCUUACCAAACAUAUCUGUGCCAUCUGUGGAGACAGGUCAUCAGGUAAACAUUAUGGGGUCUACAGCUGUGAAGGGUGCAAGGGCUUCUUCAAGAGAACGGUGAGGAAAGACCUGACCUACACAUGUCGGGACAACAAAGACUGCAUCAUCGACAAGCGCCAGCGGAACCGGUGCCAGUACUGCCGCUACCAGAAGUGCCUCGCCAUGGGCAUGAAAAGAGAAGUUUUGUUAAAUGCAGCCGUCCAGGAGGAGAGACAACGAGGAAAAGAUCGCAACGAGAAUGAAGUGGAGUCGACGAGCAGUGCCAAUGAGGACAUGCCGGUGGAGAAGAUUCUCGAGGCUGAGCUUGCCGUGGAGCCCAAGACAGAGACGUACAUUGAGACGAGCCUGGGGAUCCCGUCAAACUCGCCAAACGACCCCGUGACCAACAUCUGCCAGGCUGCCGACAAACAGCUCUUCACGCUUGUCGAAUGGGCAAAGAGAAUCCCGCACUUCUCCGAGCUGCCCCUCGACGACCAGGUCAUCCUCCUAAGGGCAGGUUGGAACGAACUCCUCAUCGCCUCCUUCUCCCACCGCUCCAUCGCCGUGAAGGACGGGAUCCUGCUGGCCACCGGGCUGCACGUCCACCGCAACAGUGCGCACAGUGCUGGCGUCGGCGCCAUCUUCGACAGGGUGUUGACAGAACUCGUGUCAAAGAUGCGUGACAUGCAGAUGGACAAGACGGAACUCGGGUGUCUGCGAGCCAUCGUCUUGUUCAAUCCAGACUCCAAAGGCUUGGCGAACCCUGGAGAAGUGGAGGCCCUUCGUGAGAAGGUCUACGCCUCGCUGGAGGCCUACUGCAAACAGAAGUACCCUGAACAGCCUGGCAGGUUCGCCAAGCUGUUGCUGCGUCUGCCCGCCCUGCGCUCCAUCGGCCUCAAGUGUCUCGAGCACUUGUUCUUCUUCAAGCUCAUAGGGGACACUCCCAUCGACACGUUCCUCAUGGAGAUGCUAGAAGCGCCGCACCAGAUGACUUAAAGCUGGGAGGACGUGGCGGUGGCGGCAGCUGGCAGAUUCCAACAAUCGAGAACAGGAGAGGAAGAAGAGGAAGAGGAAGGUGGCACCAAGCCUCCUGGCUGACACGGACUUCCCUUGUGGCCCCAAAGAUUUUUCUUCUUUCUUCUUUUUUUUUUGUUUUGGGGUGGGAUGCCUUUUCAUUUUUAUCGUCUUUUUUUUGGCUUUGGCCAGAGGAGUUUGUUUCACUCCGAUGGAGACUCUGCUUUAUUUUAUUAUUUUUGGCCUAGGAUAUAAAUGAAAGGACGAGAGCAGAGGCCUGAGGAUGAGGCGAAUGACAGAAUGGCAGGAGGAGGUGGCAUUCAUCGACAUAACCCACCUCAUCUCUCUAUCUCAGCUAUUGGGCCCCCUUAUGUACCCAUUGGGUUAGCUGGACCACCAAGCUGUCACAAGGAAACAGAACAGGCCAUCUCCAAAGGGAAGCAAAGUGCAGGCAGAGGUGGGCACUAUUGACCACUCAGGUGCUAUGUGCUGCCCCCUCUGACCGGCGACUGGCAUAUCAGGGGGCAGCUUAGUCAACAACGGGAGUCAUGACUUGUAAUCAUGCCAUUCUGAACCUGUCUCUCACCCCAUUCUUAAAGGGCAUAGGCGGAGCAUGGAUCUGUAUUUAUUAAGAUGGGCACGCCUGGCACAGCAAAGAGGUCAUGGGAUGGGUGAUGUCCAAGUGGCCAAAUGACCCCUUGGACCUGUGGAAUAUGGGUGCAGAGAAAUCACCAGCAGACAAAACCAUGGUGCCAACAAAAUGCCCACCUUGCCAGUCCAGAGGACGUGAGGUGGCGGCUGACCAGCUCUUUUCUACACCUCUGAGGUCCUUCAACUUGUUUAUUUCCCAAAGAUUUGGUGUUUUUAAUUUUUAUUGUGACUUGCAGUCAUUUUUACCGUCGGCCCUCAAAUGUCAAAAGGAGUAAAGCACUUGGAUUGAACUA
Erpetoichthys calabaricus (reedfish) is the source of this 2769-nucleotide messenger RNA. RefSeq names its product retinoic acid receptor RXR-alpha-A. The coding region runs from base 284 to 1807 and encodes 507 amino acids. The transcript is spliced from 11 exons. NCBI's taxonomy places the organism in Eukaryota, Metazoa, Chordata, Cladistia, Polypteriformes, Polypteridae. The record is from RefSeq and is a predicted model, not a curated record. Gene Ontology annotation, biological process: retinoic acid receptor signaling pathway; response to retinoic acid; positive regulation of transcription by RNA polymerase II. Gene Ontology annotation, cellular component: RNA polymerase II transcription regulator complex; nucleus. Gene Ontology annotation, molecular function: retinoic acid-responsive element binding; zinc ion binding; nuclear receptor activity.